Hemiscyllium ocellatum (epaulette shark) is the source of this 2925-nucleotide messenger RNA. It is a transcript of the gene wasf2, whose product is annotated as WASP family member 2. Bases 148 to 1650 code for a protein of 500 amino acids. The transcript has 9 exons. Gene Ontology annotation, cellular component: SCAR complex; cytoskeleton. NCBI's taxonomy places the organism in Eukaryota, Metazoa, Chordata, Chondrichthyes, Orectolobiformes, Hemiscylliidae. Gene Ontology annotation, biological process: actin cytoskeleton organization; positive regulation of Arp2/3 complex-mediated actin nucleation. Gene Ontology annotation, molecular function: Arp2/3 complex binding; actin binding; protein kinase A regulatory subunit binding. The record is from RefSeq and is a predicted model, not a curated record.
CAUGGCGGUUGGGAGGGAGAGUGUCGGGGGAUCGGGGUGGAGACCGGGCCCGGGCCGAGCGGAGGUUCCGCUCUAAGAUGCGAGAUCGGCCGCGACUCCCGGCGGGAAUCUUUUCGAGUCCUAUCUUGUAUUAGCUUGUGAACCACGAUGCCUUUAGUAACAAGGAACAUUGAACCGAGGUACCUGUGCCACCAGCCUCUGCCUAAUAGUAUUCAAAGUGAAUUGGAAUGUGUGACAAAUAUCACACUUGCAAAUGUCAUCAGGCAACUUGGCAGUUUGAGUAAAUAUGCCGAGGAUAUCUUUGGUGAGCUAUUUAGGGAAGCAGGUAGCUUCGCUAUUAGAGUGAACAGCCUUGGAGAGCGGAUUGACCGUUUGCAGGUUAAAGUAACACAACUCGAUCCCAAAGUAGAAGACGUUUCACUGCAAGCAAUCAACCUGAGGAAAGCUUUCAAAAGCUCCACGAAGCAGGAUCAGCAGUUGUUCUGUCGGUCAUCUGUGCCCGUUCCUAUUGAUGAUACGUACAAUACAUGUGACAAGCCACCACCCCUUCAUAUUCUAACUCCAUACAGAGACGAUGGAAAAGACAGUCUUAAGUUUUACACUGAUCCUUCCUAUUUCUUUGAUCUCUGGAAAGAAAAAAUGCUGCAAGAUACCAAGGAAAUAAUGAAGGAAAAGAGGAAACACCGGAAAGAAAGAAGGGAGGUUUCAAAUAGAGGAAAUUUGAAUCCACGGAAAAUUAGAACCAGAAAGGAAGAAUGGGAGAGGUUGAAAAUGGGCAAGGAAUUUGUGGAAGCAAAGUCUGCACCAGAAGAAGCCCUGCCUAAUAGCAUUGAGAUCUAUCCUAAUGGAAGUAUAGGUUCAGAUGGAAAUGAGGAUCUUGUUUAUCGAAGUCAUGGAAAUUAUCGUGAUUCAAUCGUUCCACCACCAGCAUCACCAGGGACUGACUUACCUCCCCCACCACCUGAUUUUGGUUAUCCCAUGGAUGUGCAGAAGGAUUCUUCAAGCCACAAAAGGAUUAGCUUUGGCAGCCCAACUAUUCCCCCUCCAGCACCACCGCCUGGCCCACCUGCAGGAGUUGGACCUGCUCCACCACUAGCUCCUCCUCCACCACCACCAUUCAUGGGACCUGAGGGCCACAUGCCACCUGCUGUCCCACCACCACCCCCUCCCUCAAUGCCUCCAAUGCAGUUUAAUCAAAAUUUCCAUGGUGUUGAUGCUCCAUCUAUGCCUCCUCCACCACCUCCAACUGAUCAGUUCCCUGCUGCUCCUGUUCCAUAUGUAUCCUCCUCCUCUGGAGGGGCAGGUGGCCCUCCACCACCCCCUCCCCCUCCCCCACCUCCCGGACCCCCUCCGCCUGGUCCUCCCCCACCUCCAGACCCAUCAACAUUAUCCUUUAGCAAUGGCCCACCACUACCACCACCGGAGCCAAAAUCCAAAGCGUCUUUGCCACCAGUGAGUGAUGCUAGGACCGACUUGCUAUCAGCUAUUCGGCAAGGCUUCCAACUUCGCAAAGUUGAAGAACAGCGUGAACAAGAGGAAAAGCGGGAUCGUGUUGGAAAUGAUGUGGCCACGAUCUUGUCCAGGCGUAUCGCGGUUGAAUACAGUGAUUCAGAAGAAUCCGAGUUUGAUGAUGAGGAAUGGUCUGACUGAGCUAGGCUAUGCUGACACAUGAAUCACCAGCUGCCAAUAAUCUUCUGUUUGAAAAACCAAACUUUUUCCAACAUUGCCUUCACACACAAAUUAUAAUGUAUUAUUUGCACAGGUUGUGAAUCUUUGUUAGGAAAAUGUCAGACAAGAGAACACUUGGCAUGAUAAAGGCGGGCUUAAAAUAGAUAAUGUGCCACAUUUACAAAGCAAUAAAAUAGACUUGUCUGUGUAGGGUGGUUCAUAUGCACUGCAUAUAGAUGCAUUUAUCCUCAUUGUUGACGUGCUAAAAACCACUGGAUUACUAAAAUGAAAAUAGCUUGCUGCCUCAUAUCAGACCUUACAGCAGUGGACAUCACCUGAUUCUAUUUAUCAGCCAAUAUUUUCUUUAUAAAUUAUAGUAUUCUACCUUCUAAUCAAAUACAGUAGUUAGAAUGAUGGAAUUUUGUAAUCUGUUGCACUUCAGCUAUAUAAGAAUAUAGAAGCUGGUAUAAUUUAGAGUCCAUAGUGUUAAUUGGGUUUUUAUCUUUCAGAAUGCUCCUUUUGACUUAAAUCAUGCCAACAUGUCUUGUGUGUAAUUAACAUUAUCACCAAAGUGCUUUACUGAACAGUUUUAAAAGGAACAUAUGUAAUUCUUUUGUAGGAAUCUUCCAAGUCUUACUGAGUUUCUUUUUGAAUAUGACAACCUCAUUCUAAAAUAAACAUUUUGUAUUAAUUACCUACAGUCUACACUGGUAAUUGUCCAUAAAGAAGCCAAUAAUAAUAGACCAAAAAUGACUCUAAGCCUAUGAGGAAACUGCAAUCUCACCUUUGCUUUGUUUACAUCAUUUGUAUGUGUUUCUGCGUCUUGCUUAUGCAAUCAUCAGUGAAUGGAUGUGAGGAGAAAGUUUCACUGACCAACUAUGCAAACUUAGUGCUGGUCAAAACUAACAAUGUGGAAUAUUAUGUAUAAUAGUGUAAUUAAGUGUUCAAAAUUAUCUUGGUCUAAACUUAACAGAUUUUUUUAGUGCUUUUCUGGUAAAUUUUGCCAUACUGCAUCAUUGGGUAAUUGGGUUAAUGAUUUCUGUCAUUUCCUCCCCUAUUUGUUCUUAUCUCCCAAAGGUGGGCAAUUUAAUUUGUUAUCCAGAGUAACUCCCAGUUUCUUCUGUACAAUUUUUCAAGACUAACUGCAGCAGAAAUGCUCACAAGAAUGUAUUUCAUUCGAAUUGUAUGCAACUAAAGAUCAUGUGCAAAGUUUGCUAUGGGCUUCCUGAAGACUUAAAAUAAAUGAUGACCAAACUA